Messenger RNA from Anoplophora glabripennis (Asian longhorned beetle), 529 nucleotides. RefSeq names its product BET1 homolog (gene Bet1). Gene Ontology annotation, molecular function: SNAP receptor activity. Gene Ontology annotation, cellular component: SNARE complex; Golgi trans cisterna. The transcript has a single exon. Lineage: Eukaryota; Metazoa; Arthropoda; Insecta; Coleoptera; Cerambycidae. Gene Ontology annotation, biological process: endoplasmic reticulum to Golgi vesicle-mediated transport; vesicle fusion with Golgi apparatus. The record is from RefSeq and is a predicted model, not a curated record. Bases 137 to 469 code for a protein of 110 amino acids.
UGCUGGGUUGUCAAAAUUCUAAACUUAACCUGACUUUCGAGGUACACGUCAAUCGUUUUCAAAUAAAAUUUUUUCAAAACAGUAUUGUUGGUUAAUAGUGUAAAAUAAAAUUAUAAAUCUGGCAUCAACUUACAAAAUGAGAAGAGCUCAUGCAGGCAACUAUUAUGAGCCUUUACCUCAAAAUUCGAAUGAAGUUGAGGAAGAAAAUGAUAGAAUGACUAAUGAACUUCAGGAGAAAAUUGGUGUUUUGAAAUCAUUAUCUAUAGACAUAGGUAAUGAGGUGAAAUAUCAGGAUAAACUUCUGAGAGAUGUAGAUGAUGACAUGGACAGAACAGGCGGCUUUCUAGGGACGACUAUGAAUAAAGUUUUAAGAUUAUCGAGAGGGUCACAUAAUUAUUAUAUUUUGUAUUUGUUUCUCUUUUCAAUAUUUGUAUUUUUCAUCUUAUAUCUAGUUAUUAAGUUUAGGUAAGUUGCAUAAGGCUUUUGUAGAUGUGUGAUUGUAUAUUAAAAUUAAAAAUAAUAUAAUUGG